AUGUCGUUUCUGGCGCGCGGACUCUCGAAUCUCAUCGGAAUCGUCGUGCCCAUCGUGCACACGUUCAAAAUACUCAAAAAGCCGACGAACAAAAAAUUGGUGAGUCGAAAUUUGAGGCAUUCCUUUUAAUUCUCAUUUUUUGCAGAUCCAAUCAACGCAGUACUGGGCAGUAUACGGCUCGCUUCUCGUCAUCGACUGGCUCCUCAACACGUUUUUCAUCUCGUGCCUCAUUCCAUUCUAUGAUUUUUUCAUUCUCACGUUCACAGUGCUCAUGGCCAUUCCGCAAGUCGGCUUCGCCACUGUUCUCUACACAAAAGUACGGUUUUUCACCUGAAAAUGUUGAAAAGUGUUUUCGGGCGCAGGAAAAUGCCCAGAAACUACUGUCUUCGGCUAUUCUUACACAGUUCCCUAUUUUUCAGUUUCUCGCUCCGUUUCUGCGCAAAUACGAGCGUCGAAUCGAUCGAUUGUCCGGAAAAAUCGUCGACAAAAUGUGGGAGAGGCUGCCGUUGAUGGUGAUCACUUUGCCGGCUGUUCUCGCAUCGGUUAGUGCGGAGAAAAAAGGUUAAAUUUUCAAAAACAAAUUUCAGAUGGUUACUGCGAUCGCGGAUGCCCCACCGGUCCCGUACUCAGCGCUAGAAAUCGAAGAAGACGUGCCGGAUGCGUCGGAAACGAUCGGCAACGUCCGAAAAUUGCCGCGUUUUCAACGAAAUGCGAUAAAUCGAAGUGUGGAAGUGCAAUCGGACGAUUCGGACGCCGAUCAAUACGAGCCCUGUCUGCCCGGGACCAUGGAGAUCAAGCGGGAACCGCUGGAGGAAGAGGAACAGCUCGCCGAGCUGCCAGUCCGCCCAAAAAUGCUGAAAAGUCCGAAAGUCGCCGGAAUGCUCACCCGCCGACGCCUCCGCUCCCAAUCUGUCCUUUAG
Messenger RNA from Caenorhabditis sp. 36 PRJEB53466, 920 nucleotides. The record is from the annotation of a GenBank genome assembly. Lineage: Eukaryota; Metazoa; Nematoda; Chromadorea; Rhabditida; Rhabditidae.